Molecule: messenger RNA, 1995 nt
Organism: Pestalotiopsis fici W106-1
Lineage: Eukaryota; Fungi; Ascomycota; Sordariomycetes; Amphisphaeriales; Sporocadaceae
Exons: 5
Coding region: 1-1995 (664 amino acids)
Biological process (GO): DNA-templated transcription; regulation of DNA-templated transcription
Cellular component (GO): nucleus
Molecular function (GO): DNA binding; zinc ion binding; DNA-binding transcription factor activity, RNA polymerase II-specific
Source: RefSeq, a predicted model, not a curated record
AUGGACAUCGCUGAUGCGCGACACGACGUUGCACCGUCGGUUCCAAUCAGACGCAAUGGUAAACCUCAUUCCUGUGAGCCUUGCCGCUUGUCCAAGAUCCGCUGUGAUCACAAACUUCCAGUGUGCGACAGGUGCGUGUUGCGUCGCAUGGAGAAGCGUUGCAUCUACCAUCCUGCGCCCAUGACGAAGUCGCGCAGCUCUCGCCCGCCUGCGUCUGCUCAGACUCGUCGAAGUUCCGUAAUAUCACCUACAGUUGCAGCGCCAGUCGCCCAGGCAUUGUCUUUUCCUGAUAAUGUGCAGCCUACGUGCACUGGGAGCACUUCGUCGUCAUCAACACCAAGAACAAGCCAUCCAGCUGAUGCCGGAUUCUUUGGGCCAACCGCUUUUUCCGCCGUGAUCAACGACGACCAGGAGGUUAUAACUCAACACGUGAAACAGCUAUGCGAGCAGCAAUUCCCUCAUAGUGAACGCCAGAGUCAAAAAAACAUCCCAGAAGGACGAAUCCAAGCAGGCAUGAAAGCGCUACAUUUGCUGAUGGAGUUUCCGACAUUUCCAGAGUGCAUAAACAGAUACCUUGAGAUUUCUUAUACAUGUAUGGUACCGGAUCCAUUCGUCAAGGCCUGCGUCACGUCCCUACAGCAAACUCUUCACGCUUUUAACACAUCUCCCAAUGAGUCAAGCGCUGCCGAUUUGAGACAAUUGGUUAUGACUCUUUGUACAAAUACUGCAAAGCCGUUGGAUAUCUUAACCCAUAUCGCGGCCAAGGACUAUCACACACUGUUUACUGGGUCAAACUUGAGAUGGGAGAUUAUUGGAUUCAUCCUUGCGCUGCUCGGCGUCUCAUUCAAAUACGACAUCAACAGGCGAAGUGAGCCGCUGCGAGCCCUCUCACCUACCGAACAACCUACAUUCAUCCAUCGUAUCACCGAAGCAGUCGAGUACUGCAGUUCCGUGUGUUUCAGUUACAAUGCUGUCAAUCAUCAGGCUUUAUGGUUGCUGUAUGGAGAAGCCUGUUUGAAGAACGUGGUGUUUGGAGAUACGAGUUUUCAACUAUGGCGCUGUAUAGGCGAUCUCUCCAGCAUGUUCUCCGCUCUCGGACUCCACCAGGCCGUGAUAGGGUCGGAGGAAGCUCAUCCAUAUUACCAAUGUGAACUGAGGAGACGUUACGCUGCACAAAUAUUUUCCAUGGAUAAAACCACCAGCACCCUCCUCGGCCGGCCACCGAGGAUUUCUGGGGCACAUUAUGCCAUCACCAUGCCUGCCGAUGUCGAUGACAAUGUUCUGCUCUUGGAUGACAUCGAAUUACAGACUACACUAAGCAGCGCUGACUCGAAUGGCUGGAAUUUGGAUCGGAAGUUUCGCGGGGCGACGUGGAGACGUCUCAAGUUUAUAAUCAGCCAGUUCCGAGAAGAGGUCCUUGAAAUAUGUCUUGGUGUCCGUCAUACUGAGGACAUUGAGAGUUCCAUAUACGACUUACUUACUAGACAUCAAUACGUAUGGGAUCAGGUUCCUCCAGAGCUCAAGUAUAACGAAGUGACUGGAUCCCAACACAUCGACCCCCCGCAACGAUACGUCCUCAUGACAACUUAUAUGGAUCAGAACUACAACCAUUUUCUGUUAUAUCGAAAGCUCGCGAAGGAGAGUCGGAGGAUGCCGGAACCUUUGUACCGGAUAUCGAGAUCGCUAUUAGCCACGACCUUGCAGGUGACAUCGCUGUCUGAUCAGGUGUACAGCAUGCAAAGAGACAUGUCAUGGUUUAUUUUAUACUACGGCUUACCCGCUGCCAGUAUUCUGGCCGUAGGCUUGUUGAAAGACUCACUGCACGAUCCUAAUGACCCUAGCGCGCCAAAAGCCGCCAUACCCCGAGCCGAGACGGUACAAAACCUUCCGGCUCCAGCCCUGGAUGGCGAUCCCCUUGACUUUUAUAACUUCAUGAACCGGGUGGAAGAUGCAGGGUGGACUCGUGACAUUUGGGAUUUCCCGAUGGAAAUAUAG